Molecule: messenger RNA, 168 nt
Organism: Exserohilum turcica Et28A
Lineage: Eukaryota; Fungi; Ascomycota; Dothideomycetes; Pleosporales; Pleosporaceae
Exons: 1
Source: RefSeq, a predicted model, not a curated record
CGAAAUAUCUUCGUCUACAAAGGAAAGGUGAUUCUUGUUUUUUCGUACAACAAAGCAAACACCAACACCAAUAAUUCCUUUUAUAUCGUGCGGUCUCCCUGCCCCAUAGUACAGAGGAUCCUUUACGUGUAUCUCGUGUAUAUCCGCCCGUUCCGCAGCCUUAUUAGC